Molecule: messenger RNA, 2308 nt
Organism: Camelus dromedarius (Arabian camel)
Lineage: Eukaryota; Metazoa; Chordata; Mammalia; Artiodactyla; Camelidae
Gene: CCNG1
Product: cyclin G1
Biological process (GO): regulation of cyclin-dependent protein serine/threonine kinase activity; mitotic cell cycle phase transition
Cellular component (GO): nucleus; cyclin-dependent protein kinase holoenzyme complex; cytoplasm
Molecular function (GO): cyclin-dependent protein serine/threonine kinase regulator activity
Source: RefSeq, a predicted model, not a curated record
GGCCAGCCGCGGCCCCUUCUGCUCCGAGCUGACCCUGAGGAGGGCAGCGUCGUCUGGGCGGCGCUGCGGAGACCUCCACCCAGGACGGCUCCCCCUCCCCGGGCCUCUCCCCUCUCGCCCGCGAGUCCCCUCGCCUCGUAGGCUUCUCGGAUCUAAUAUCGUGGGGUGAGGUGAGAGCAGGCCCGGGGAGGGUGGUUACCGCUGAGGAGCUGCAGUCGCCAUCAAGAUGAUAGAGGUACUGACAACAACUGACUCUCAGAAACUGCUACACCAGCUGAAUGCCCUGUUGGAACAGGAGACGAGAUGUCAGCCAAAGGUCUGCGGCUUGAGACUGAUUGAAUCUGCCCACGAUAAUGGCCUUAGGAUGACUGCACGACUAAGGGACUUUGAAGUAAAAGAUCUUCUCAGUCUAACUCAGUUCUUUGGCUUUGACACAGAGACGUUUUCUCUAGCUGUGAAUUUACUGGACAGAUUCCUGUCAAAAAUGAAGGUACAGCCCAAGCACCUUGGGUGUGUUGGACUGAGCUGCUUCUAUUUGGCUAUAAAAUCAAUAGAAGAGGAAAGGAAUGUCCCAUUGGCAACUGACUUGAUCCGAAUAAGCCAGUAUAGGUUCACGGUUUCAGACUUGAUGAGAAUGGAAAAGAUUGUGUUGGAGAAGGUGUGUUGGAAAGUCAAAGCUACGACUGCCUUUCAAUUUCUACAACUCUAUUACUCACUCAUUCAAGAGAAUUUGCCACAUGAAAGGAAGAUCAGCCUUAAUUUUGAAAGACUGGAAGCUCAACUUAAGGCAUGCUACUGCAGGAUCAUAUUUUCUAAAGCAAAGCCAUCUGUGUUGGCAUUGUCUAUCAUUGCAUUGGAAAUCCAAGCACAGAAGUGUGUAGAGUUAACGGAAAGAGUAGAACAUCUUCAGAAACAUUCCAAGAUAAAUGGCAGAGAUUUGACUUUCUGGCAAGAGCUCGUAUCCAAGUGUUUAACUGAAUAUGCAUCAAACAAGUGUUCCAAACCAAAUGUUCAGAAGUUGAAAUGGAUUGUUUCUGGGCGGACUGCCCUGAAAUGGGCCCUUAAUUGGAUUAUUACAGCAAAAAAAAAACACUUCUCUGAAGUCUUUCUCCACAAUCCUGAGCUGUGGAUUCCAUAGUUAUAAUGGAUUUAAGCUGUGAAGCCUCAAAACAUCACAACUAGAUUAGCAUUGAUGUUCUCAGAUUUGGGAAAACUGCCUAAUUACCAUUACCCUAUAGUGGAAUUACUCAAAUUUGAAUUCACCUGUGAAGCAUACAAAUCAAAGCUAACAGCAUAAAUGUGAAGUGCUGACAAGCUUGGGAAGGUAAACUGUGAAUCUUCAUUUCUAACAUUGAUCCAGCUUUCUCUGUUGGGUCAAUAUAUUGUAUUUAGGUGGUCUUCAAAAUGGCUGCUUAAUUCAAACGAGGAGGUUUGCAUGAAAACCAGUAUUACACAAAUGCACUUUUAAGGUGUAACAAGGGUCACUAUUCUAGGCAGUGAAAAUGGUUUCUUGGCACCCAUAAUGCAAGUAAAAUAGAUAAUCCAGAGAUGUGGACUUCAUUGGUAUAUGGGAAUCACAUUUAAAUUGGAGGAUAUUUUAUAUAAAGCAAAACUACAGACCUAGUAAUUUUGGCAUAUUAUGUUAUCUUUAAUAUUUUUCUAGAAACCAGGUUAUGUUUGUAUCCGUGAUAAAAGUUUUAUACAAAAUUUAGUGCCUCAAUCUAGUCCCAUCAAGAAAAUUCAGCUUUAUUGUAGUAGUAACUCAAAAUAAAUUAGCAUCAUUGUGAAAACUUUCUGCUUUAACACUCCAGAAGUUUUUACUAAGGACUGUUUUUAUAAAAUUGUCAUUGCUUCUAAUUUAAAUUUUGCUUAAAAGGAAGAGAAUACACUUUCACUAAUUGACCCUACUGUGCCAAAAGAGUUUUAAGAAAAGUAGGCAUCUUCAUAAUAAUAAGGUCGCUGAGGUAGUUCAGGAUUUCAGUGACUAAGGAGAGCUACAGUGUUAAAGUGUUGUCAACGGUUACUCAAUUCGGUGUGUAUCCUGAGUCUGUCCAGGAUGGCUGUACCCAAUUUUGACAUCACAUUAUGGGUAGAUACAGACUGGAAAAUAAACCAAAGAACUGCAAUGUAUCUUAUACUUCUGUAAACCAUGUUUUAUGGAUAACUUUUCAGUUUUCCCAAAAGACUGAUAAAUUUCAAUAUUUUGAAUACAUCAGUGUUAAUUUUGAGGUGGCAGAGGUAACCUAACCAACUACCAUUAUGUUUUGGUACUAAGGGAUAUACCUUUCAAUAAAGUUACUGAAAUGCA